Symbiodinium natans is the source of this 1647-nucleotide messenger RNA. The record is from the annotation of a GenBank genome assembly. Lineage: Eukaryota; Dinophyceae; Suessiales; Symbiodiniaceae.
AUGCAGCGGGAUGACUCGCUGCCCGAGAUCUACGGUGGCGACCCAGGGAGGGGCCGGGGCCUCGCCGACCUCAAAGGCUGGGAUCCCCUGGACCGUCGCAUUGAAGUCGAGAAGAAGGAGAAGUAUGGCCAAGCUCUUCGUGAUCAGAUGGCCAUGAACAGCGCCCGUGGCACCGGCGAGGCCACGUCGACAUCGCCUUUGCCGCCCAGUCGCGGGAGCUCCUCGACAAGGGCCGCGGGCGAGGUGAUCGCCUCACCUCAUGCCUCACCUCAUUCGUCCGGGUUGCCUCUCGGAGCAAUGCACGGAACCGAUGGCGUGGCAGCCGCCAAGGUGGCCCAAGUGCAGGAGAUGAUGCGCCAGCGCCUUCAGGCAGUGCAGGAUGAGCAGCACCGGCAGUGGCAAGAGGUCCAGCACGCCCUGAACAACCAGCUACAUGCCGCUCGAGAAGCUGCGGAACAGGCUGUGCAGCGGGAGUGCGCGGAGGCUAUGCGUGGCCAGGCCAUGGAGAUCGACUCGCUGCGACGGGGACUGGAUGAGGUCCUCUCUGCGCAGCGCGCGCGGGAGGAGCUCUCGGGCCACCGGGCGGAGGCCAUGGCUGAAGAGCUGGCUGGGGCGCGGCAGGCCCUCCAUCGGCUGGAGGCCGAGUCGGAGGGAUGUCGUGGCCAGCUUCAAAGCCUAGGGGGCGCAGUGCAGGAGCUGUCGAGGGCAAGGCAGGACCAGGCAGCUCAGCAGGAGGCGGUUUCGCGGGAGCUUGCAGACGCCAGAGCCUCCAUGCAGCGGUUGCAGGCCCAGUCCGAGGACUUCCAGUCCCGGCUCCAGAGCCAGAUGCAGGAGAUGGAGCGACUAAGGGCUGAGAAGUCCGAGUGCGCGCGGGCCCAUGAGGCCUGCGCCCGGGACAGAGCCCUGCUGUUUCAGAGGCUCCAGGAGGUUGAGUCGGGCCUCAGCGAGGCGCGAAGCCAGCUCCGAGAACACAGCGCCGAGAUCGAGCGGCUGAAGGUUGCACACCAGGAGUGCGCCGCAGCACGCGCGGACCUGGCGCGGCAGCUUCGCUCCUGUGAGGACUCGCUGCAGCACGUGCGCGAGGAGCAGCGGCGACUCUUCUCGGAGGCCCAGGAGGCUGUGGCCAAGUUGCGGGCUGACGUUCCGCGGCUCGCCGAGGUGGCAGCGCAUCGGGUCCUCGAUGGGGUGCAGAGGGCGGCUCCACCAUCACCCCCUCCACCGAGUCCACCACCGGCCCCAGAGCCGAUGGCAGACGUGAGCGAAAACGCCUUUGCAGUUCUCCGUGGGCCUGAUGGUGACCUCUACGAGCUCCCAGGCCUGGACAACGUGAUCGGCCGUAGUACAGCAUGCGACACCUGCAUCCCCGGGUCCCAGGCCAUCUCAAACAAGCACCUGGGCAUCAGCUUUUCGUCUGAUGGGACGGCCAGUAUCAAAGACCUGGGCUCACGCAACGGGACGUUUCUCAACGACCACCGGGUGACUGCGACAGCGCUGGUGAUGAAGAGCGGUGACAAGGUCCAGCUAGGCGUGGAUGGCCCGAGCUUCGUAUUUACCUGGGGUCCUGCGUACUACGCGCGCUGGCCCCGUGAGCUGCAACGGGCCAGUGGCGGUGCGAGAGGUCGGAGCUCCUCGCGGGUCGGCCGGUGA